Messenger RNA from Morone saxatilis (striped sea-bass), 5232 nucleotides. RefSeq names its product interferon-induced very large GTPase 1 (gene gvin1l2). NCBI's taxonomy places the organism in Eukaryota, Metazoa, Chordata, Actinopteri, Moronidae. The record is from RefSeq and is a predicted model, not a curated record. Gene Ontology annotation, molecular function: GTP binding.
GAGACACAAACACCUGGUGACAGAUAACAUGUGAAGGAUACUCGUUUUCUUUUUACCAAGCAUGGUAUGAGGAGAAAUAGGUUUCCAGUCAACACGCCACAUUGUUAGUGGCUGAGAAAAACUCUUUUAAAGCCGAGAGCAGAGACACUCGGCGGGAUUCAUCAUGUCAGUCAAGCUUCCUAAGAGGCUGAGCAGCAAAAAGAAAAAACCUCCAAAGGACAAUGCCCAGGUAGAGGCUCUAAAUAAGCUGGGCCUUGAGGCAUUCUGGACUACACCACUGGACCCAGCAUCUAUGCUGGACAUCAGCACUUGGGCUCUGGAGAACCAAUCUCCUCUAGAGCCCAAGGAUCUACCAAAUGCUUUCCUCCAACGCCUAUGGCUCCUUAGCCCAGAUGCCCGGAGUCCUUGCUGCAAACCUCUGCAUGAUGUUGUGAACAAUGACAACAAAUCACCUAAGGAGAUGAUCAAUGGUUUUGGAGAAAGCCAGUGUGCCAUCAACCCCCUUGAUCUAGUUACAGCUGUCUUUAUGUCUGCCAACACUUUCCUUCGGCAGGAGAUGACUGCACACAUGGUGCAAUGCCAAUUUGCUGUGCCCCUAGUCCUUCCAAACAUAGAUCCAGAAGAACCCAGUCUCUUCCUUCUUUGGCCUUUGAGAGGUGUUGUGAGCCAAUGGAGGUCUCACUUUCCAGAUAAAAACAGGGAGGUCCACGAAGGGAAUUUGGCAAGUACAUACAUGCCAAUGGUUUCUUGUGUGAAACUUGGUCACUGUGGUGUCUCCAAGUCACAGGUGCUAAACAAUCUUAUAAAUGGACUCAGAUCACCCAGUGAAACAUUUCUCCACAGGGGGAUGGAAGGAGGACAGCUGCCCCGAAGACUCUCCAAUGGCCUUGUCGAGAUCGGAUGGUAUCUUCCCACUGGAGACACUGCCAGAGAUAUUUUCCCUGUCCCUGUGGUCAUCUCUAACUUACGUGGUGAUGCCAGUACACAUGAGAAAUAUCUCAGGCUUCUAUGUCAAGCAUCUUCAGCUGUGGUUGUUUUCUGUGGGAAUCUUAGAGAGAAAGAAAAACAACUUCUUGCUUCCUGCAAAGUUAUGGCAAGCAAGCUUAUACUGAUUGACCUAUCAGACACUGACAAGAAUGAAAACAGAGUUGUGGGGUUUGCUGAUCAGAACCUUGAAGAAAACAUUGGUCUUCCUGGAGGAUCAGUGUUGCAAGGCAGAGCUUUGAACGAGGAGGAACUGGCUAAUAGGCUAUGUGACACUCUGAAAGAUCUCUUACCAGAUAAACUGAAACUUGUUACACUUGAGGCAGCAGCAAAACUAGCAGACGAGCUAGGCCUUAAUGUGGAUGAAGGGGCAGUCUGUAAAAAAGCAAUGGCCACAGUGGAGGAAGUACUGAAAGGUUUACACGAGGGAUCUGCUCAAUUUAGGGAGAAACAGCUUCCUUUGCAGGGGCCUUUGUGGAGCAAACUGGGUGAAAUAGAAAAGGAGGAAAGAAAACAGAGACACAAAGGAGAAGAAAUUGACCCCCAACUGCAACAAGAAAAGAAAGACAUCUUGGUAGAGUUGAGAAGCUAUAAAAUGACUCCAGCAAUGAAGAUUUUCACUGAUGCGCUUUUCACAACAGAUAAAGUGGAGAGGACUUGUUUUCUUAGUUGGAUGAAGCUAAAGCUUCAGCUGCUGCAAACAGAAAAACAAAACAGUUCACAAGAUCUAUUCACAAACCUGCAAACAGAAAAGAAAGAUGGCAUGCUUGAACAUUGUGAUGAGCUUGAAAAUGGAGCUGAUGACUACCUAGGGGACAGUGAUAGUUUCUGCACAGAUUCAACAUUUGAAGAGAAACAAACUGAAGAGCAGCCUGUAAAUACUGAACUGCAAGUUUCUGAGCAACAGUUUGAGAUAGGCCAUGAGUCAGAACAUAUUUUGCAGGAAUAUACAGAAAGGACCACAGAACCACAGUCACAGAAAGAACAUCUUGAGUUCACACAUGAUCCAGUCAUAGAACAGCAGUUAUACACCAUGUCAAAUGAAAAAGAGAUUCAAGGUGAAGAAAUGAUUGAAAACCUAGUCUGUUCUGAAGACCACAUUUCAGAUCCAGCCUUUAAGGACCAAAACUGCCAUUUGGAGUCUGGAGAAAAUGGAACCUUGAACUGUCAAGGGACACAGCAAGAUGAACCAGAGCUGACACUAGCUGAGUCAGAUUUGACGACUUCUGCCCAACAAGAAACAUACCCAGAUGUUUCCUUUGAACAUCAGGUAGCCUCAUGUUCACAGCCUUUUGAACCUGAUUCGUCCUCCCUGGGGCUUGAGCACUUUUUGCGGGAGAUGGGCCUAAUUUUUGAGUUAACACACAUCAACCCCGGCAGUGGGAGCCAAAAUGUGUUGCGUCUCCCUAGCAUAGCUACAGAUCUUCUUCUCUACGGGAUUCCACUUGAACUAAUGGAUGGAGAUGCCUCAAACAUUCCCAUCCACUGGUUAGGCUGUGUCUUUGCAGAGCUAAAACGCCGGCUACCUCAAGAACAGUGCAGGACCCGAGUGUUGACAAACCUUGGAGUACACCAUGCUUGGAAUGCUGAGGUUCUUUCUGCAUUAUUUGGGGUGAAAUUACCUGAAGGAAGGAAAAGAUCCACUAGAGGGGUGUACAUGGUUGCCCUUUGUGUCCCUGAUAACCUUAGAAAGGACAUGGAAUGUGAUUUUCUGUUGUUAAUUGAUGUAGAAGGUUUCUGCUCAGACAACAAAAGAAAUACACUACUUUACGACAAUGAGAUGGCCACUGUUGCAACAGGAUUGAGUGAUGUUUUAAUGCAUAACAUCUCUUCACAUGCAGGUUCCAAGUGGGAAACUAACUUCACUGUCAUAGUCAAUGCUCUCCUACGCAUCAAGGAAUGUGGCUCCAUGCCCAUUUGUCAACUCCUGACCCAGGAUGAAGAAUUAAACAGUGUAUUACAAGCCUUACAGUUAAAACGUGUAUCUGAUAUGCUUCAGACUGAGACUAGGGACAGAGAAACUAACAAUGCUGAUAACCAUAAUGCAAAGACCUCAGUCUCUAUCACCUGUGUCAAGGGGCCUUGGUACAAUAUGUCUCUCUCUGAACCAAUUGAUACACAGUAUAGUAAGGCUGUGUUGAAUCUUAAGAAAAACCUGUUUGGAUCAUUGAAAAAGUGUGCAGCUAAGUCUGAAGCUACAGGUCUUCCUGAAUUUAUGAGCCGUUUGUGCACUGUUUGGGAUGCAGUGAGAGCAGACUCAUUCUCCAUUGGUCUGCAAGAUACUGACAUAGCUUUAGCAUUUUCUUUAUUGUGCACAGAGCUUUCCCAGUGGGAGGAUAGUUUGAUGGGACACAUGGAAAGCUGGCUAUUGGGGGCAGCAAAGAAGAUCUUUGCCACAAAGGCAAAGGAUUUAGACGCUACAAUCCAAAAUGACCUUCUAAUUAAGUUGAAGGAUGAAGGCAGAGAGGAAGUCAAAACAGAGGUGGACAAUCUCAGGUCAAAAGUAGAAUCCUAUUUGAUGAAAGAUGACCAUCUCAAAAUGAACACAUUCAAGACAGUCCUUAUGAGCAAUAUGGAUGACCUCCAGGAGCGAGUAACUGAAGAGAUAAUAGAAAAGUUGGAGACUGUUACUGAGAGCCAUUGUUCUUCCACACAGUUAAACAAAUUUGAGACCUUACUGAAAAAAGAACAGGAAUCGAAGUUAAAUGCACUGAUAGAGAAGAGCAAGACAACCAAAGUUCUGUUUCAAGAUACAGAACUAGAAGAGGAGUUUGAUGGUGUGUGGAGUGAUAUGUUGUCCAACUUUGACUUCAGGCCUUCAGAAACAGAAGAUAUUACUGUAAGAGUGACUGAUAUUAUGAAAGAGAAUCUAAUAAACCGCGGCCUACAGAAACAUAUGAAAAAAAUUGAAGUCAUGGGCCAAAAACAGGAAUCAAGCUUCUACGUUUCUGAUGAGCACUUUGGAUACCGCAGCAGAUUAAAGCACAUGUUUGAAGACAACAACAGACUACAGAGGUUAGAAGCUCAACAGGUAGCAUGCAAUAUCAUAGAAGAAUACAAUCAGUUUGUAGCAGAUAAAGUUAGCUUAUCAGCAGAUUUCUCUGACAGCUACAUAACAGAACUGUUACAAAAUGUUGAAAAAUCUUUGAAGGAAAAAUCUAUGGAAAUCAGAUCUGCUUUUGAAGUUGAUCUGAAGGUUUAUCUCUGUAGUAGAGCAUGCCAAGACUUCCAAAAACUACAUGACCGCUAUGCCAAGGACAGAGAGCUUCUGACAUGUAUCACUGCAGCCAAGAGUACGUACUUGGCAGAGUUCAUCUAUCAGUUUAGGAAGAGAGACCAGUGCCAGAGGCUGGCUCAAGUAUUCACCUCCAUGGUCAUCAAACCUACAGUGUUGGACUACAUCUAUAAACCACUGGGGAUGCAGAUUGUAGAAGAGAUCCAAGGUCAUGCUCAGCAGUAUCAGUCCCCAAGUGCCUUCCACCAAAGCCUGCUUGAAGACCUGAUAAAAGAGGAUUGCUUUGAAAGCUUCCUUGAAUAUUUGCAUUCCUAUGACAACUUCAGACUGAGGAAGAUCCAGGAGAAAGUAGCGGCUCACCUCUCUGAAUCAACCAACUUGGAUAAAUGGAGGCAACAGAGACUUGGAAAAAUUGUAGGAAAGUUUGCAGCAGCAGUGAGCGAAACAGCAGAAGGUACCAAUGGAGUGCUGAGUGAUACAAAGCCACUGCUGGAGAGAGUGUGCCUCACUUUAGAAAGAGAUGGAGAUGUGGAUGUCACCAGGGCCUCUCUGGAUGGACCUCUCUUCAGUAUCACCACAGAAUGGGAUCGCUUUAUUACAUGUUUAAUGGAGUUACUGGCUGCAAUGCGUUUAAAUCUGGCCCAGGAGUUCUCCCAAAAUGCGGAUAUCACGCAACUUCUUCAGUGCCUUUCAAUUCAGCCCCAAGACUCCCUCUUCAACAGAGUGAGAGGCUGUGACAAGCAAUGUCCUCUCUGCAAGACCCCCUGUGAGUUGUUGGAAAUGGGGCAUGAAUUUCACAGGGCUCUGCUCCACAGACCCAAAGGCAUGUUGCCCCAUGACUCCUGUUCUCUGUCCGGUAGCAGUUCGCUGGAAAGCACGACAGAGGGUGACCAAGGCCAAAAUGAGGACACACACAACAUGUCUGUGGUAUGCAGGGGGCUCGAUUCCCUAUAUCCAGAAUGGAGCAUCUCCCUUGAGGACCCAAACAGCCAGAUGCCUAAUGCUUACUGGAG